AUGGAAAAACAACAAAACUGGUCUUUAAUAGCUUGUGUCUUUCUAUUCCUAUCUUUGGCAUCCCAAAUCCAAUGUACGAGCCAAAGUCAUUCCAAUGCGAUUCGUCGCAUAAACGGACCUUCUUUUCGUACGACAGUAAGCCGUGUUAACCAACAAAAGUUAAAGAAGAAAGAUCUAAUCAAAAGGCUUCCUGGACAACCUUCUGUUAAGUUUAGACAAUAUGGUGGUUAUGUGGCCGUCAACGAAUCAGCUGGUCAAUUUUUAUACUAUUAUUUCGUGGAAUCCAUUAAAACUAAUGACUCUUCUCCUCUUGUUAUUUGGUUCAACGGAGGACCUGGAUGUUCUUCUCUGACAUCAGCAUUUCAAAGUCAUGGACCCUUCCGUAUACACAGUGACGGCAAAACGCUUUAUCACAAUCCUUAUUCAUGGAACAACGCAAACAUGUUGUAUGUAGAAGCACCAGUACAAGUAGGAUUUUCGUACACAAAUACUCCAUUUACAUAUUUUGACAGUCAGGGGGACUCUCUUACAGCAGAAGACAACUAUAUAUUCUUGGUGAAGUGGUUAGAAAGAUUUCCAGAGUAUAAAGGAAGAGAGUUUUACAUCGCAGCUCAGAGUUACGGUGGUCAUUAUGGUCCCCAACUUGCCCAGCUUAUCCUUCAUCGUAAAACCCAAACCUUCAUUAACCUACGAGGAAUGAUCCUUGGUAAUCCAGCAUUUGACAACGAGAUAGAUUCAAAGGGUAAUGAUGAAUAUUUGGUGGGUCAUGCUUAUAUCACCAAAGAAUUGUUGGCCCACAAGAACCAAAUUUGCGGCUCAACUAUAAAAAUUAAUGUAUUUAGCGAGUGUGGGAAGGCGGAUGCUAAAAUUAGUAUGCUUACACGACAACUAGACCUCUACAACAUAUAUGCUCAUGUGUGUUUAAACUCCACGGUUACAAGCAAGCCAAAGAAAUACACAACUGUAAUAGAGUUUGAUCCGUGCAGUACACACUACAUGACAGCAUAUCUUAAUAGGGAAAAUGUUCAAAAAGCAAUGCAUGCCAACACCACGAAACUAUCGUACCCGUGGAGGCAAUGCAUGGAUAAUACUGGAAUGUAUUAUAAUUCAACGGACUUGGAUGUCUCAAUGCUUCCUACCCUCCACGAGCUGAUGGGAAAGGGUAUUCGAAUAUUGGUGUACAGUGGAGACUUGGAUGCUAUGGUGUCAGUGACAUCUACAAUGCACGUGCUUGAGAAAUUAAAUUUAACAGUUGAGAAGACAUGGCGCCCAUGGUUUAGCGGAAGAGAAAUGGGAGGGUAUACAGAGGAAUACAAAGGAAACUUUACAUAUGCAACCGUGAGAGGAGCAGGUCACAGUGUGCCUAGUGACCAGCCCAUACGUGCUCUUACUCUCUUUACUAGUUUUAUUCGUAACACUCCCCUCCCUCAUUUGUAA
Messenger RNA from Arabis nemorensis, 1437 nucleotides. Lineage: Eukaryota; Viridiplantae; Streptophyta; Magnoliopsida; Brassicales; Brassicaceae. The record is from the annotation of a GenBank genome assembly.